Messenger RNA from Hydra vulgaris (swiftwater hydra), 2150 nucleotides. RefSeq names its product DNA ligase 1. Gene Ontology annotation, molecular function: protein binding. The record is from RefSeq and is a predicted model, not a curated record. Lineage: Eukaryota; Metazoa; Cnidaria; Hydrozoa; Anthoathecata; Hydridae.
UAAGCGACAUAUUUCAUAACACCGAUUCCUCGACAUUUCUUUCCGAAAUUUAUCGGAAAGGUAAAUAAAAACAAAUCCUAUUCUGAGAAUAUAGCAUAAAAUGGCUGGUCCGCUUCCUUCUGGGUGGGAAGCACGAUACGAUCCAAAUUAUAAACGCUAUUUUUACAUUGACCAUUCUACAAAAAAAACACAAUGGGAACCGCCAGUCGUCCCAACAUCAGGAUUUGGGUUAACUAUUCCAAAAGCUGCUUCACAAUCACAAACACAACAGUAUCAACAAAUGCCACAGUAUCCACAAAUGCAACAGCAAUAUCAAAGAGUACAACAAAAUUAUCCACAACAACAACAAAUACAGCAACAACAUGUUCAACCACAAACUCUUUUAAGACAGCCAGUGCAGCCAUUUACAAGUGGAGGAUCGCUUUCUCAACAAUAUCCACAAAUGCAACAGCAAUAUCAAAAAGUGCAACAAAAUUAUCCACAACAACAACAAAUACAGCAACAACAUGUUCAAGCACAAACUCUUUUAGGACAGCCAGUGCAGCCAUUUACUAGUGGAGGAUUGCCUUUACAAGAAGUGUCCAAGACUCAAAAUCAAUAUAAGCCAACACAAAUGGUCCAAAGUUGCUGCACAGUUGCUUGUCCAGCAACUGUGACACAGGUCACAGUUGCUGGAGCUUCUUCUAGUAGUGGAAUUUCAACUAGUACUGGGUAUCGUUCAAAUGCUUCGAAUGCUCCAAAACCAGGAAUGUCGUCAUCUAAAGAUGUCAACAGUGAUAUAUCAGAUGCACAGCAAAAUGAAUUGUUGAGGCAGCUAAAGAAUCAACUUGAUCUCUAUGGAGUUUUAGAUGCCGCUAUUAUUGAAACAUUAGCUGCUGGCAAUUAUGACUUGGCAUUAACAAUUAGCAUUUUUGAAGGAAUGGGUUUCACAAAAAAAGGCGAACAAAAGACUAGUUCUUCUGCGAGUAGAUUUGAAGAAGAAGAGAAGAAAGCAAAACUUGAAGCUGAAAAAAGAAGAAAAGAAAAAGAAGAAGUUAAAAAAAAAGAGGAAGAAAAAAAAGAAAAAGAAAUAAGAAAAAAAGAACAAGAAAAACUACAAAAAGAUGUUGAAACAGAAGCAAGAGUUAAAGAAGAAGAAGCAAGAAAAAAAGAAGAAGAAAUAAGAAAUAAAGAAGUAGAAAGACAAGCCAGUGAGAAUCUUAAAAAAAUGGAAAACAAGAAUAUGUCAUUAACUGUGGGGAACACAGUUCAGACAUUUGGUUCUUUGAAUAAUAAAGGUUCUUCAUAUUCUACAGUUUCAUCUGCCACUAAUUCUAAUUUGUUAAAUAAGUUGGUGUAUUCUGGUAAUGCAAACUACUUUAAUAACAGCGCUGUAACGUCAAAGGAUGAUGCAACAUACCAGUUGCAAAAGAAAAUAACUGCCGUUGGAUCUGAUCCUACUUUACUUAGCGAAAAUCGUAUUCAAACUAAAGGAGGAGAUAUAAGUUUAGUAGCUGGACCGUUACAGCGUUUAGAUAAUGGAAAAGUAAAAUCAUUGGCUAAAGGAUCACUUGUUGAACCGGUUGGUUCAGGAAUGAUUGCUAAAGGUCCAGACUCCUCCCUUCUUCAGAACAAGUUUACACUUGCAAAAGGAGUGCAACGAGCAGUUUAAUAUAAUGACAUUAUAAUUUAUUUUUACAAUUUUAUAUAUUAUUUAAAAUGAACUUAUUGUUUACUGCUUAAUUUGUAUCUCACUGUUUUAUUUGUUUUUGCACAAACUCUAUGAAUUAAAGGGAUAUAAUUUUACAAAAGUUUCUUACAAUUUUUUUAGUUCGAAUAUUUGUUAAUUUGAUAAUUAAAAUGAAUAAUAGGUUAUGUAAAAAAUCUCAUAGGUUUUUCAAUCUAAAUAUUUAAAAUUAUUGCUUAUUUCUUUAAAUUAUCGUGUUGUGUCAUGCGAUCAGUAUUUCUCAACAUACAAAUAAACUGAUCAGAGAAUCUAAGCUCUUUGAUCAGAGAAUCUUUGUCAUAGAAAACCUUUAAAUUUGUAACGAUUUUCUGAAAAUCGAGUAGACGUAAAUUAUAUGAAUACCUUUUUUUGUUAGUUAUCGUAUUACAUAGUUAAUGUAUAAACAAUUGUAUAAAUUAUUUUUAUUAAUAAAAGUGAACACAAA